UGCAUGAAAGCAGAGCAUAAUGUCGACGUUAAUCCAACACAUCAACUUGAGCUCUGCUUCAAUCUCCACACCACCUCCCAUCCUCACCACAUUCCCACUUCUCAAACCCACCAAUUUGCGCCAAUCCCUUUUCUCAUUCACCCAUAAAUUAAUUCUUAGCCCCCCAAACAAGUCUUUGGACGAAGCUUAUGCGUCCGUUCUUGAUCAUUGCGCCGCCCAGAAAUCGUUAUGGCAUGGAAAACAGAUUCACGCCCACAUAAUAAAGCGUCACAAUGUGCAUGAUUUCAUGUUCUUGGCUACCAAGCUUGUGUUACUGUAUGGAAAAUGCGGGUCCUUGUUGGACGCAGAAGAGUUGUUCGAUGAAAUGCCUGAAAGAAGUAUUUUUGCUUACAAUGCCCUGCUUGGUGCUUAUGUUUCACACGGGGAGACUAGGAGAGCUAUUCAAUUUUAUGCGGAUAUGCGGUUUUUGGAUGUUCCUGUAGAUGCACAUACCUGUAGUUCCGUGUUGAAGGCCUGUGCUGGAGAAAGAGAUACGCGUUGCGGGAGAGAGAUUCAUGGCUACAUGAUAAAGUUAGGGUUUCUUUGUAAUGAUAUUGCUGUGAAUUCACUUGUUAGUGUCUAUGCCAGGUGCGAUGAUGUAGGGGCGGUGAAGCUGUUGUUUGAUCAGAGGAGUGGGAAAGGAGAUGUGGUAUUAUGGAAUUUAAUGAUUUCUACUUAUGGUUUGAUUGUUUUUGGGGAAAUGCUGAGUGCUGCUGUCACGCCCACCACAUACACUUUUGUUGCAGCUCUUCAGGCCUGCAAAGAGCUCUCAUCAGGGGUGCAGAUUCAUGCUGUUGUCUUCAAGUAUGGUCUUUGUUGGGAUAGAUACGUCGCGAAUGCUUUAGUAGUCAUGUAUUCAGAAUGCAGUAGAAUAGAUGAGGCUGAAAGAGUUUUCAUCAACAUUGAUAAUAGGGAUAGUGUUUCUUGGAAUUCCAUGUUAGCUGCUUAUGUGCAAAAUGGCCUUUAUGAUGAAUCACUUGAUUUAUUCCGUGAAAUAACAAGGGAUGGGCGAACACCUGACCGGGUUUCAGUUAUUACUGCUCUUUCAGCCUGUGGAAGAUCAGGAAAGCUGUUGAGCGGAAUGGAAGUUCACACCUUUGCUUUGAAAAAUGGAUUGGACUUGGAUCUUCAAGUGGGAAGCACGAUCACAGACAUGUAUGCAAAGUGUUCCAAGACAAGAUUUAUGGACUCUGCUUUCCGUAGGAUUCCCCAAAAAGAUUUUAUUUCCUGGACAACAAUCAUUUCUGGCUAUGUACAGAAUAAUGGCCACAUGAAGGCCUUGGAUUCCCUACGGGAAGUGCUGAAUGAAGGCAUUUAUAUUGAUAAAAUGAUGAUUGAAAGUGUUCUCAUUGCUUGCCGUGAGUUGAAAAGUAUUUCAGUAGUGAAAGAGAUCCAUGGCUACAUAGUGAGGAGAGAAUUAUCUGAUAUUGUAGUGCAGAACACUAUUGUGGAUGCAUAUGGAGAGUGUGGAGAAGUGGAUUACGCAAGAAAUAUCUUCGAACUGAUUGAAAUGAAAAAUGUUGUAUCUUGGACAAGCAUGGUUGAUUGUUAUGUCCGUAAUGGACUUGCAAAUGAGGCACUCAAAAUUUCUCAUCGCAUGGUUAGACAAGGUGUUGAGUUAGACUCUAUUGCAGUUUUGAGUAUUCUCUCAGCUGUUACCAGUUUAUCAACAUUGAGGAAGGGUAAGGAACUUCAUGGGUUUCUGGUUAGGAGGUGCUUGCAUUUGGAGAAAUCCAUUGCGAGCUCACUUGUAGAUAUGUAUGGGAGCUGCGGUGCUGUAGAUAACGCACAUAAAUUAUUCGAUUGUGCAAAAAGUAGAGAUUUAGUGUUGUGGACGAGUCUGAUUAAUGGAUAUGGAAUGCAUGGUCAGGGCAAAAUGGCUAUUAAAUUAUUUAGAAAGAUGGAGGCUGAGAACGUGCAUCCUGAUCAUAUCACGUUUCUAGCAAUUCUAUAUGCUUGCAGUCAUUCUGCGUUGGUUGAUGAAGGCCGAAGAUUUUUCAAUACUAUGAGUUGCCAAUAUGGCUUGGAACCAUGGCCUCAACACUACGCUUGUUUGGUUGAUCUCCUUGGACGAGCAAACCAUUUACAAGAGGCGCUUGAACUUGUCGAAACCAUGAAAAUGGAGCCAACAGCUGCUGUCUGGUGCGCCCUUCUUGGUGCUUGCAGAAUUCAUUCUAACAUGGAAGUAGGAGAAAUCGCUGCAAUAAAGCUUCUUGAAAUGGACCCCAAAAAUCCGGGAAAUUACGUGCUUAUUUCCAACAUGUUUGCAGCAGCAGAGAGAUGGGAAGAUGUUGAAGAAGUGAGAAUGAGAAUGAGACUUAAGGGACUUAAAAAAGACCCUGGUUGUAGCUGGGUGGAGAUUGGAGAUAGGUUGCAUACGUUUAUCACGAGGGACAGAUCUCACCCUAGGUCUGAUGAGAUCUACGACAAACUCACUCAGAUCACUGAGAAAUUAGAGAGGGAUGCAGGUUAUAAAGCACAAACUAGUUAUGCAUUGCAUAAUGUGGAGGAGGUGGAGAAAGUAAGGAUGCUUCAUGGCCACAGUGAACGACUUGCUCUAGCAUAUGGCCUGCUUACAACUCCCCAGAGAACACCGCUCAGGAUCACAAAGAACUUAAGAGUGUGUGGCGAUUGCCAUGCUUUCACAAAGCUCGUCUCCAAGCAUUUCGAACGAGAAAUAGUUGUGAGAGAUGCCAACAGAUUCCAUCACUUUAAAGACGGUUAUUGCUCCUGCAGAGAUUUCUGGUGAUGGUUGAACUCUUUGGCAAUGGCAAUGAUAUUAGUGGCUUCUGUUCUUGCUCUCGAAUCUCAUGAUAUUUGCAGGGGAUCUAAAACUUGGUUGCCAUCACUCUGCCAUAAUGAGAACCCAAGAUGAGCACUUGAGAAGCUACUGGCAUUGAUCGGGACAUCGAUUUUGGAUCGGAGGAUUUCAUUUUCAGGUCACCAGCCUACAUUUGAUAAUUCUUCUCAACAGGGCCGCAUGAGAUCAAUUUUCACAUUAUUUUAUGUUCCAAUCAUUUAUCACUUACUUAUUUAUUUUAGUUUUUUUUUUUCAAUUUCGAUUUCUAGUAUUUCGAUUUAAUAUUAUGAUUAACUUAGGGUUAUAUCCAAUAUGAUUCAUUCCUAAAACAGCUAAAAUUCAGAAUGAAUUUUGCAGUAUGGGUUGUAUUAUUCAGGCUGUAUAACCCUUGUUACCAAUAUAAACGAAUGCCUAUAGCUGUAGUUGCGUGAGAUUUUGUUUAUCUCAGACUGAGCCUUAUAAUUUGCAAGUAAUCUCUACAAGAUAGAACUUACAGUUAUGCUAUUUUUUUAUCACCACCAUGUUAACAGCCAAACUCAAGGUUUAUCCUAGAUUCAUGCACAUCUCCUCCAUUUCAGCUAGCAAAAACACUUUCAUUAAUCU
This is a messenger RNA of Salvia miltiorrhiza (redroot sage), 3442 nucleotides long. Its product is annotated as pentatricopeptide repeat-containing protein At3g63370, chloroplastic. The record is from RefSeq and is a predicted model, not a curated record. The coding region runs from base 20 to 2788 and encodes 922 amino acids. Gene Ontology annotation, molecular function: zinc ion binding; protein binding; RNA binding. NCBI's taxonomy places the organism in Eukaryota, Viridiplantae, Streptophyta, Magnoliopsida, Lamiales, Lamiaceae. Gene Ontology annotation, biological process: RNA modification. The transcript is spliced from 2 exons.